Caenorhabditis auriculariae is the source of this 3853-nucleotide messenger RNA. Lineage: Eukaryota; Metazoa; Nematoda; Chromadorea; Rhabditida; Rhabditidae. The record is from the annotation of a GenBank genome assembly.
AUGGAAACUCCCGAACUGCCACACCUAGAACAAGGCGACUACAUUAAUGAAUGUCCGUAUUUUCUCUCAUCCAUUUCGACAACUUUCAAUUCUAUUUCAGACGCUGUAAUAAGGCAAUUGGGCAAAGGAGCAGCCGCGUGUGUUUUUGAAGUUAAAACAAAUGUACAUGUAAGCCUUUUCUCGAUUAAAUUGAUAAAUAUAUAAGUUCUUUUUAUUCUGAAAUUUGAUAUAGCUGUCUUUUUCAGGGAAGAGAUUAUUUCAGUGCCUUGAAGUUAUUCUCUAUGAAUCAUACCCAUGUCUGGGAAACGGAAUUGAAUAUUCUUCGUAAACUCAAACGAGAUCCUUCUUUUCAGAGCAGGUUAGCCUUUUCUUUCUCUAUUUCUUUCCAAAAAAAUACAACACUUUAAAAGCUUGUAAAUCUAAUUUUUUUCCGUUUUUUAGAUGUUUGAUGAACGUUUUGGACUCGGGAAGUUUCCAAAUCGAUGCCACCCGUUAUAACUAUAUUUCGUUUCCCUUACUCGGCAGCAGUCUUUUCGAUGUUAUGGUACCUUUUUAUUUUCUUUUUUUCAUUCAUUGAUAACCAUUUUCAGUACCACGAAUAUAAAAUCACCGAGACCGUCGCUCAUUUCCUCAGUAAGUUUGAAACAAAGUUCAAGUGACCUUUUAAGCGAAUUUUUUUCGUCUUAAAAGUUUUUCCAAUCUUCUUUUUAAAAAAAAUCAUUUUUUUAGCUUCGUAGUCAUCUUUUUUUAUUAAUCUUACUUUAUUUUCAAAAACUCAUUUUUUUUUCAAACAAAAAAAAAUCAGAAAAAAAGCGCAUUUUUUUUCAAAGAAAUCUUUUUUUCAAAAUCUUGUUUUUAGGGUCUUUUUUAAGCAUUAUCUUUUUUCAAGCUUUUUUAGUGCCUAAAAAAAUAAUUUUUUUAAACAUGAGUUUAUUUUACGAAAAAUGUCGUCCAAGCUCCCUUUUCUCAAAUUUUCUCAAGAAAAAGAACUUUUUGUCAUCUUUUCUAAUCCUUUUUUUCUGGACAUUCACAAAUACCAUAAAAAUUUGGGUCCUACAACGAUAUAUCGCGAUACGUGACUUUUUACGCGCGAAUUUCAAAAUUUUUCGUUUGAAAAUGCCCAGUUAUUUUUCAAAAUUCAAAGUUUUCGCGUAAAAAGCGCUAUCUUUUUUCGGAGCCCAUUUUUUUACGGCUCCCGAAAUCCUAUUUUUCGAAGUCAUUUUCAACGAAUAACGCGUCAAUUUUGAAACCACCGAAAUCGAUCAAGAAUUUUUACUGGCCAAAAUUCAAGGUUCCCAUUUUAAGAAGAGGACAUCAAAGAAAUCGGCUGGCAAAUCGCGUCGGCUUUACAAUUUGUGCAUUCCAAAAAUAUCAUCCAUGGCGACGUGAAACCGGAAAAUGUCAUGUUCGUAGACCCGGACGUUGUGGUUAUUUUCCCUUAAAAGUCCCUAAGUAUAUAUUUUUUCCAGCAUUCUAUUACUAACAGUGCUGUCCGAUUACGUGAUAAUAGGAUCAAACUCAUCGAUUUCAACGGUUCGAUUGAAAUGGACGGUGGGGUGUUUGGUCCGCAAAAUUUCGUGGCCGUGUACGCGUAACUUGCACAGAAGUCAAACUGCAGCGCGCGUACAUUUUAGAGAGCAUGGUAAAAUUGGAGAGCGCCAGUUUAACAGAAAACAGCAGGCGAGACAGUGUGAAGAACUUGGAGAGUACUAGUCUGGUCUCUCCACGUUUACCGUGCACUCUAAACGGAUGCAGCGCAUGAGCGCGUAGGGCCUCAGAAAGUGUGUAGAAUGAGGAGAGUCAGAUUCUGCUCUCUCCAAGUUUGCCAUGCUCUCUAAGUGAAGGAGCAGAUAAGCGCGCACGUCGUGAGAGAGUGUGUAUAAUGAGGAGAGUACUUGUCUGGUCUCUCCAAGUUUACCGUGCUCUCUAAACUGAUCUGCACAGGUUGUGCGCAAAAAAGCAACACAGCCACGAAUUUUUGCGGAUUUAAAAUUGAUGCCUAUAAUCUCGAAAUUAUAGACGAUUACUACAUCACUGCCAAGAGCAAACUACAGACAAUGCACUACCGCGCCCCGGAAGUGUGUUUAGGUUGGUUUCCAAUCGCUUUACGGUCUUUUAUAUUGGCUAAUUUUUCAUGUGAAUCUUGAGCUAUUUUAUGGAAAAUUUUGAAAAACGCCCUACAGUAAUCUAUUUUAAAGGCGCAUGCACAGAGGUAGACCGCGCGCAUCGAAAAGAAGAUGCGCGAGAUUAUGAUCCUUUUAUAGCGCUGUUUUUCUCUCGCACGGCGUUUUCGUUAGUGGGAAAAACACGAAAAAAGUAACAGGGCCUAUUAAAGGCGCAGGACGCCGUAUUGCCAGAGGUCUUUGAGACGAAUCGAAAUGUCUCUACAUAAACGCAAUUUUCUGCGCGAAAGCGGCGCAGUGCGUGCACACGACACGCGACACUUUACGGAGAAAAGUGGGCGUGGCGUCGUCGAAAAAACGCCGUGUUCCGCUAUUAAAAAGGAACAUUAUCAAGCGCGAGUUCUUGACGCGAAAUGGUACUGUGUUUGCGGUGGACUGCUUGACAUUCGAAAUCUGAUCAGACUCCAGAAGGAUCCGUCAGAAAAUCAGAAGACAAAUGUUGAGGCUCCGCGGUGAACACUCAAAUCGACGUCUGGUCCUACGGCUGCCUCCUUUUCGAGAUGUACUCCGGCGACGUCCUGUUCUCCUCGAUCGAAGAGCCCGACCUCGUCAGCCAGUUCUACAAGACUUUCGGCGUCAGGAUGCCAUCCAAUAUGCUUCGGAAGGCUCAGGAAGUCGGGUGAGAUUCGGCCAUUUUUUUCUCCCAAAAUUAGUAGUGGUCUACUAAAAGAUCCCUCAUAGGUACCUCAAAGAGUUUUCAGCAAAUAUUCUGGAUAUUAUCAAAGAAAAAAUGUUUUCCAGCAGUAUCAAUGUGAGACCUUCGCGCGGAUCUUUCCGCCUUAGGGAGAGGAUCGAUUUGGAAACGGAAGCUCAGAAUUUCGAGGUUUGUUUUGAAAAUCCCUCGAAGUAGGCUUUUCAAGAUAGAGAAACAGAAAAAAAUCAAGAAACUUUGAUAAACACUCAAAUCGACGAAAGUAAGUUUGAGUCUAUUAUUAUGACUCGGUCUAAAUUCAUUUUUCGACGAUUUUUGAGAAAUUUUUCACUAAAUUCUUAUUGAGUACUGUUUAAAUUAGCAAUGGUUUUCCAUAAAAUCCGUUUCUUUGCGAAAAAAAAAAUCCAUAGGAUAUUGAGAACUUAAAAACGGGGUAGGGUCUAUAAUUAUGACGCGGUCUAUAUCGAUUUUUUGACUAUUUUUUGAUACCUCUUUUUAUCAAAUUUUUUGAAUUUUGUCUGAGUUUCAUUCAUUCUAACUGAAAUUCAUCAUGAAAUUAGGUGCUUUGCAAAAAGUUCCAUAGAAUUUUCAAGAACUGAAAAAAUUGGGCUGGGUCUAUAAUUAUGACGCGGUCUAAAUCCAUUUUUUUGACGAUUUUUGAAUUUUUCGUUCCUGUAAUUCUCUCUGAAUUUUAAUGUCUCUGACUGAGGUUUAUCGUAAAAUCAACUUCUUUGCAAAAAGAUCAACAGAGUUUUUGAAAAGGGAAAAAAUAGGGGUGUGUCUAUAAUUAUGACGCAAUGAACUUUUUUUAUUAAAGAAGAAAUUAGAAUAUUUUAGAGUGCGAUUCGAUUUGGAGAACCCGAAGCGAUUCCCGUUAUUUAUACACAUUAUGUCGGUUUUAAAGUAUGAUCCCAGACUUCGGCCCAACUUCUCAGAUGUUCGUUUUUUCCCAAAUGAUCGAUUUAAUUUGAUGAUUUCAGGUAUUGGCGUCCGAUUAUUAUGCAACCUUCCUAGCUGA